AUGGCUGCAGCCGCCGCCGCCUGCCCGCCCGUGAAGAUUGGAAUUAUCGGAGGGACCGGUCUGGACGACCCAGACAUAUUAGAAGGACGAACGGAAAAAUACGUUGAUACGCCUUAUGGAAAGCCAUCAGAUGCUCUGAUUUUGGGGAAGAUAAAAAACGUUGACUGUGUGCUUCUAGCCAGGCAUGGAAGGCAUCACACCAUCAUUCCGUCACAUGUCAAUUACCGGGCCAAUCUGUGGGCUCUGAAGGAAGAGGGCUGCACUCAUCUGCUGGUGACCACAGCCUGUGGUUCUUUGAGAGAAGAGAUUCAGCCUGGAGAUGUUGUCAUAAUAGAUCAGUUCAUAGACAGGACCACCAAAAGGCAUCUCACCUUUUAUGAUGGGAGCUGUCCCGGCCUCCCGGGAGUCUGCCACAUCCCUAUGGCAGAACCUUUCUGCGCCAAAACUAGAGAGGUCCUUAUGGAUGUGGCCAAGAAGCUUGGCAUCAAGUCCCACUCCAAAGGGACCAUGAUCACCAUCGAAGGGCCGCGUUUCAGUUCCCGAGCUGAGAGCCUCAUGUUUCGCAGCUGGGGAGGCGACGUCAUCAACAUGACUACAGUCCCCGAAGUGGUUCUUGCCAGGGAAGCUGGUCUCUGCUAUGCAAGCAUUGCCAUGGCCACAGACUACGACUGCUGGAAGGAACACGAAGAAACAGUUUCGGUGGAUAAAGUGUUGAAGACAUUGAAGGAAAACGCCAAUAAAGCAACGAGCUUGCUGCUGACUACUAUACCCCUGAUCGGUUCCAUGGACUGGGCAGAAACCCAGCAGAACUUGAAAAAUACUCUGCAGCUGUCAGUUAUGCUACCAAAACAUUAAAAGCAUGGCAAGAUGCUCUGAAGCUGAUUUGAGAAGAUGCAUCUUUUGAGAACAUGGCAAUGCCCUCAAAUUAUAUGGUUAAAAUAUGCAGCAUUUUCAUUCUAUCUGCUAAUACUUUUCGUUUCGGCACAAAACGUGUAGAGGUUAAGGAGUGGAACAUGCCCACCAGACUGGGAAUUUAAUUAAUUGCGGGAACUGACUACCACCCAAUAGGAAUUAUUAGCAAACAUUUAAUAAUCUUGUUUAUAGACAUGGAACAAGAAAAUAAGAUAUCAUGGUAUGCAGUUCUGACAAGUUCUUGGCUCAUCACCCAUCUCAAAGAUGUCAAGGCAUAGGCUAGAUGACAGCCUAUACUCUUUAACUACUCCAGACAGGGAAGAAAACAACCCAGAAACCAAAACCCAAAAUCUUGUAAAUCAGUUGAAUUGAUAUGUCUUUGUUCAGUGGCAUUUUUUAAAAUGCAAAGGAAUGGUUUUUUUGAACUGU
Podarcis muralis (Common wall lizard) is the source of this 1341-nucleotide messenger RNA. RefSeq names its product methylthioadenosine phosphorylase (gene MTAP). The record is from RefSeq and is a predicted model, not a curated record. Gene Ontology annotation, cellular component: cytosol. Gene Ontology annotation, molecular function: S-methyl-5-thioadenosine phosphorylase activity. Gene Ontology annotation, biological process: nucleoside metabolic process. Lineage: Eukaryota; Metazoa; Chordata; Lepidosauria; Squamata; Lacertidae.